AUGAAACGACACGAUUCCAAAGGAAGUGUCACGUCGAUGGCAUCAUCAUGCCGAGCCGGUGAAAAAAAGAUUCCGCCAGCACAUAUGAUUAUUCAACGUGAACAUGAUAACAAAUUGAUGUUGUUACCAGUAGCACAUGCUGUUAAUAGUUCAGUAACGGGCCUCAAAGUGAAUAAUACAACAACAUUCAAGUGUGAUCUUAAUAAUCGUAAACAAGAACGAGGAAGAAUCAUUCAAUUGGGAAGCAAGGAAGCAUGUACGGAACAGCUUCAAGUGUUUGAAAUGAUUGCUGAUGUUGAUACAAAUAAUACAAUUGAUAUUGAGAAUCAUGAAAUGAAUGAGCAAGAAGAACAUGAACAACAAAAAAAGAAUCCUAAAAAGCAAUCGACAAUGUCAGUUGGUGCACGUGAACUUAUGAGUAAAGGUUCAAAUACUAAUUCAAUCGUUCGUUCCACAAAUAAACCGACAAAUAUUCCAACACAAAAGAAAGACAUGAAAGCAAAACGUUUACAAUUUGAUGAUGAGAUUGAUGAAGCAAGUGAAAAUGAAGAUGAAUCACCUUGUGUUGUAUCAAAAGAUUCUGAACAGCCUAUCAUGUCUCAAAAGGAAUUUUUUCCGAGUAGUUCUUCAUCAACGAAAGGCAAAAAAUUACUACCUGUUGUUUCUCGAAAAGAUGGUCUUUCAAAGGUUUCUACUAAUAAGAUAAUUAUCAAUCCAUCAUCUCGAAACAAUGAAAACAUUGUUCAUAAUGAUACAACAGUUGUUGAUUUGGGCAACUCAGGUGAGUACAAUCAACGAGUAUAUAAAUAUAAUCUUUCAUCAUAUGUUUGUUACAUAGAGUUAGAGGAACAAUUACAGGAAAUGAGUAACACCGAAUUAUUACGUAAAUAUCAAGCAUUGUCGAUCAAAUGCAAAAAUUUAUCCAAUGAAAAUAUUGCAUUACAACUCGAAUGUGAUCGUUUAACAGAAGAAAAUCAAAUUUUAAAAACAACAACAAUGCGUAAGUGUAUUGUAUGUCCUCUAUUUAUAACAUACAAAGACUAA
Rotaria sp. Silwood2 is the source of this 1044-nucleotide messenger RNA. NCBI's taxonomy places the organism in Eukaryota, Metazoa, Rotifera, Eurotatoria, Philodinida, Philodinidae. The record is from the annotation of a GenBank genome assembly.